UGGCCGGGGGUUGGUCAGAAGUCAGAGGUCGUGCGUGUGUCCCGUCGGGGUCCCGCCCGUCUCAGCCGAGGGGGGCGCCGCUCCCCGGUUCUCCCCUGGGCACCUGUUUAGGGAUCCCCGACCCUUCCUGAAAGGGCCCUGCGGGAAACAGGCCUUGACCUCGAUGCCGAGGUCCUGCAGGUGACCCUUGCCCUCCCCAGCCGCCCUAGGAAAGCCGGUCGCCUCCCUCCUCCCCGGGAGAGCAGAGGCCCCGCAGUCGGGGCUGGGGGUUCGGGACCGGUCCCCGGGGCGCACGGCGGUGUGAGAGGUUCACACCGGGUUCGCGGACUGUCCCGAACUGGAAUCUCAUCGGGACAAUUGGGAAAGAUUAAGGGAGGUCAUUGUGGCACUGGGUACUUGGCAGGUGAAAACAGAAAGCUGACGUGGGGAUGUCCUGAACCGAAGUAAAGUGACCGGGAGACAGAAUUUGUCAGUUCGAUGGCAUUGCCCCCUCCCCUUAUUCAAGAAAAUGAGGCAGAAAGAAGUGUUAACCAAGACCUUCCAAGGCCCAGCUGUGGUGUGUAGGACUCCAACCAGCCACGUUUACAUGUUUAAGAAUGGCAGUGGGGACUCUGGGGACUCCUCUGAGGAAGAGACCCAUCAUGUGAUUCUGCGGUCCCGGGGCCCCGAGCGCCAGAAGAAGGGUACCCCCCACCCUCAGCGGCCCAGAGUGAGUGACGUGGUGCUGAUGCAACGGGAGGUGGCCGAGGAGGACAACCUCAACAAGCUGGCUCUGCAGUAUGGCUGCAAAGUCGCAGAUAUCAAGAAAGUCAACAACUUAGUCAGAGAACAAGAUCUGUAUGCCUUAAAAUCGAUUAAGAUUCCAGUGAGAAACCAUGGCGUCCUCACAGAGACCAACACGGAACUGAAACCCCUCCAGAGCCCAGAGACCAGAGUGACCUUGGCGGAACCAGCAGACGCAGAUGGAGAAGCCACGGGGGCCGAGGCCCCAGCCAACCCGCUGACGGAUUUCUUUAAGGGGAUCGACCAGAAUAUCGAGCGCGCAGCGCAGUCAGACAUUUUUCUAAGCGAGAGUUACUGCAUAGACGCUGCCGAUCAGCCGCUGCUCCCGGCUCCCGCAAAGACGCCCCUGAACGGCGCCGACUGUGGGCUUCGGUGGUGGAACGCCGUGUUCAUCAUGCUUCUAGUGGGGAUCGUUCUGCCCGUGUUUUAUUUAGUCUAUUUUAAAAUACAAGCUACUGGGGAGACCCCCGAGAGCUUGAAUGCGACAGUUGUCCCCAAUGGGUCGAUGGCUCUGAAUGUGGUUCCAGGCCAAACCCCCAGGGUGGCGAUUCCGGUGCCAGCUGUCCCCUCUUCAGCUAGCCGCUUUGGUCCAUCUACACAGGCUGGGAAUUGAGUCAUUGUUUUGUUUUGUUUUGGGAGAGAGUGUUUUUGCUAUAGGGCACGUGAGCUCACCAGAGGGACAGAGA
Messenger RNA from Tupaia belangeri chinensis (Chinese tree shrew), 1469 nucleotides. RefSeq names its product LysM domain containing 4 (gene LYSMD4). Lineage: Eukaryota; Metazoa; Chordata; Mammalia; Scandentia; Tupaiidae. The coding region runs from base 509 to 1396 and encodes 295 amino acids. The transcript has 3 exons. The record is from RefSeq and is a predicted model, not a curated record.